Molecule: messenger RNA, 533 nt
Organism: Paramecium sonneborni
Lineage: Eukaryota; Ciliophora; Oligohymenophorea; Peniculida; Parameciidae
Source: the annotation of a GenBank genome assembly
AUGAUUAAUUAAUAAGAUUUUCUAGAAGCUUGUGUAAUUAACAUUACAGACUUUCUUUAAUUAAAUUAGGAAUUCUUCUAAAUAUAUAUUAAAUAAAGCUGCUGAUAAUGGUGAGCCUUCAGGGACACCAUUAGCAAAGAAGAAGAUUUAGUUAUUGAGUGAGUUGAUAUAAUGCAUAUUAGAAUGUAAAUUUCUUAAAAAUUGGAGUUCAAGAUCAUCUAGGAUAUUCUUUUGGGUUAUUAUCUAGUAUAAAAUAUUUCUAUCAACAGUAAAAGCGCAGCUAAAAUCUGUAAAUAUACAAUUCAUUCGUGAUUUUUUCUUGUAUUAAUUAAUCACAUUUAAUAGAUUGGUGAUAUUUAUUUAAGUUGAAGAGAAUGGAAUAAAAUCAGAUUAAUCUUUAGAUAAUUUAGUUGUAAGAUAGUUUUGUGACUUGGGUAGAAAUCUAAGUUCAAGUAGCUUAUAUAGAGGGCUUAGUAUUGGGCGAAAUUAAUAUUUUCUAGGAUUGGAAGGAAAAGCUUGAUUUAAUGGAAUUA